CAUAGUCAAAUUUGAUUCUGAAUGUUGUUUGUCUUGUUUGAAUCUUCAUUUUAGUUUCUAUUCUAUGGCUGCUGUUAUUCUUCCUUCGCAGUUUUGUUUUUAACAUUUGCAAAUUUUUAUAUUAGCUUGUAUUGUUAUUUACAAUCACAACAAUACAUAUAAUUACCUUGGCAUGUCCCAGCCUGGAGGAAGAGGAUGGGGGCGUGGUCGGGCCGGCAGAGGCGGUGACAAUGCCGGUCCUCCUCCGCGCAGACCUGGCGAGCCGGCAAGACCUGUCCCCACCCAACAACCAGUCCCUACGGGUCCUCGCCCACAGCCCCCUACGCCAUGGGGCCCUCCUACAGCGCAAGCUGGCAGAGCCUCGCACAGAUCUACUCCAUCUACUCAUCAAGAGCAUCCCGGUGAUGUAGAUGUGCAGCAGAGAAUGCAAGCGAUGCAGAUUGCUGGAACAUCGCAACCAACUGCUGCUGGAGAACCAGGCUCCGCGGUAAUCGGGCGUGGCUCGCGACGUGGUGGCGGCAGGGUGCUGCCAGAGCAAAUGACGAUUUUGCGUACACGCCCCAGUACCAUCGAUUCUAAGAAGGGUACUUCUGGCACCGUCAUUGACCUUAGAAGCAAUUAUUUUAUGGUCAAAACUACUCCACAAUGGCGUCUCUACCAGUAUCAUGUUGAUUUCUCACCGGACGAGGACAGUACUUUCAUCCGUAGAGCACUUAUGCGUGUCCAUGCUAAAACUCUGGGCGGUUAUUUGUUUGAUGGUUCGGUGCUGUACACAGUCAAAAGGCUACAUCCUGAUCCCCUAGAGCUAUACUCUGAUAGAAAGACUGAUGACCAAAGGAUGAGAAUAUUGAUAAAGCUCACAUGUGAUGUCGCCCCUGGAGACUACCAUUACAUUCAGAUAUUCAAUAUCAUAAUCAGAAAAUGCUUUCAAAUAUUGGAUCUACAAUUGAUGGGCAGAGAUUAUUUCGACUCUGAGGCUAAGGUUGACAUUCCUGAAUAUAGACUUCAGAUCUGGCCUGGAUAUAAAACUACCAUUAACCAGUAUGAAGAUCGACUGUUAAUGGUUACUGAAAUUACUCACAAAGUUCUUCGGCUAGAUACUGUACUGCAAAUGUUAAGUGACUAUGCUGCAAGUAAAGGCGGAAAUUACAAAAAGAUAUUUUUAGAAGAUAUUGUGGGGAAAAUUGUAAUGACAACUUACAACAAGAAGACAUACAGAGUGGAUGAUGUGUCGUGGCAAGUGUCGCCAAAGUCUACAUUCAAAAUGAGAGAUGAGACCAUCACUUACGUUGAUUAUUACAGAAAGAAAUACAAGAUCAAUAUUCAGGAUACUGCCCAGCCAUUGUUAAUCUCGCGAUCCAAGCCACGUGAUAUUCGUGCUGGAAUGCCUGAAUUAGUAUAUUUGGUACCAGAGCUAUGUCGACAGACGGGACUCACGGACGAAAUGAGGUCCAAUUUCAAACUGAUGAAGGCUUUGGAUGCCCACACUAAGAUCGGACCAGAUGUUCGCAUACAAAAGCUGAUGGCAUUCAAUCAAAGAUUGACAAGAAACCCUGAAGUGGUUAAGGAAAUGGGUGAAUGGGACCUUACAUUAUCAAACGAACUGAUCAAGAUCAAAGGUCGUCAACUGCCGCCAGAAAAUAUUGUGCAAGGCAAUAACAAUCGCUACCCAGCUGGACACACCACUGACGGGUGGACCCAGGAUAUGCGAUCGAAGCCUCUGUUGGAGAUUGCUCAGCUGUCGUCGUGGGUAGUUAUAACUCCAGAGAGGCAGCGCCGUGAAACUGAAGGCUUUGUAGACUUGAUUAUGAAGACAGCUGGAGGUGUAGGUUUCCGUAUGCCUCGACCAGAAGUAGUAACUAUCCGGAAUGAUAGUUCUAUGGAAUACGCAAACGCCUGCGAGAACUCCAUCGCGCGGAAAAAUCCUGCAAUGCUCCUGGUUGUUCUAGGUCGUAAAGUUACUGAUCGCUAUGAGGCGAUUAAGAAGAAGUGCACAGUGGACCGUGCGAUCCCAACGCAGGUUGUGUGCGCCCGAAAUAUGACAUCCAAAUCGGCUAUGUCUAUUGCCACCAAAGUAGCUAUCCAGAUUAAUUGCAAGCUUGGUGGUGCUCCAUGGAGAGUGGACAUACCUCUUCAAAACAUACUCGUUAUAGGUUACGAUGUAUGCCACGACACUCGGUCCAAGGAGAAGAGUUUUGGCGGAUUUGUUGCUUCAUUGGAUCGCUACUUGACGCGUUACUUUUCAGCUGUCAACUCUCAUACUUCUGGAGAAGAAUUGAGCUCGCACAUGAGUUUCAAUGUUGGCUCAGCCCUCAAGAAGUUUAGAGAAGUUAAUGGAACAUUGCCAAGCAGGGUUUUCAUAUAUCGUGAUGGCGUUGGUGAUGGACAAAUCCCUUAUGUUCACUCUCAUGAGGUGGGAGAGAUAAAGAAGAAGUUGGCUGAAAUUUACGCCGGUGAAGAAUAUAAAAUGGCGUUUAUAAUCGUAUCGAAGCGCAUCAAUACGCGCAUCUUCUUGGAUCGUGGACGUGGCGAGAACCCACGCCCCGGUACUGUCGUGGACGACGUAGUCACCCAACCUGAGCGCUACGAUUUUUAUUUGGUAUCGCAAAACGUACGCGAAGGCACUAUUUCGCCCACUUCAUACAAUGUAAUCGAAGAUUCCACAGGAAUGCAUCCAGACCGGAUGCAAUGGUUGACGUAUAAAAUGACCCACUUGUACUACAAUUGUUCCUCGCAAGUACGCGUCCCCGCCGUGUGCCAGUACGCACACAAGCUCGCUUUCUUGGCGGCCAACAGCCUCCACAGCCAGCCGCAUUAUUCCCUAACUGACACCUUAUAUUUCCUGUAAAUGAAAAGAUAGGUAAAUACCUAUCUUUUCAUUUAUCAUCCUUUAAAAGUAGGCAUUUGCCUACUUUUAAAUAUUUACUUUUUCAUUAUUUUCUACAUUCUGUGAUUUGUGAAAAUCUCAAAACUUUUGAAUAUUUUCAUAUAAUGAGUAUCGAGUAUGGUGUGAUACUACAUUUUGUAUUAGCUCUAAGAAAAUAUGUGACUGUUUAGAUUAUAAGGACUUGGCUGGGUUUGAUAUUGAAUAUCAGACCUUCAACCUCUUGUUUGCGGUUUAUUAUAUGAGAUGAGAUGGUUAUAUACAUUAUCUCGCUCUGAUCUGCAUUCCGGCAGACCAAGACUUAUAAAAUACUCUUAAGUACAAAUUCCUCAAAUUUGAUACUUUGAACUUUGUGUACUAAAAUUGUCAAGUAAGCCGGGUGUGAUAAACAUACCUCCUUUAUUUUUUUAUUAGUAGUUUGUAAGGUUUUUUGUAUUAACAUUAAUACUUAAUGUUUUUGACGUGACUAUGACUACCUCCAAGAAAUGACUGUGUUGACAACAGCUAGUCAUAUUUACCACCGAUUGAGACAUGUUUGAUUUUGAUGAAUGUUUACAAUAGUGAUUGAAGAUGAUUGUGGUUCCCACAUUAUCAACCAGUGAUGUUAAUUACAUAAUGUUCACCUACCAAACUGUUCCUAAGAACUAAUUAAACAUGUUAUUUUGUGUUAAGCAUUUUUAUAAAAUAAAGGCCUAUAUUGUAUAGCCUAAAAACGCUGAACGUUUAGAAAUUGCCGUAGGCAUUUCUCAUUUUUUGGUAAAAUGUUGCCAUAUGAUUGCCAUGGGCAUAUAAAUUUAUUUUGUAAGUUUAGAUUAAGUGUUACCUUUUUUAUUUCAAAAGUUUAUAUCAUAUUAGUCAUGACAUUCCAAAUGAGUAUUAUCGUAAUUUUGUUAGUCUUUUCUUGCUUUGUCUUUUUUUAAGAGUUUCAUACAGACAUAACCUCACCCCCGUUUCCCGUGAGGGUAGGCAGAGACUAUGACUAUCAAAAUUAGUUUCAAAUAAAUCCUGGUAGCUAACUGACCAUAACGGUGACUAAGUAUGAACAUUCUACAAAAUGCUUGUUUUUAUUUACCAAACUAUUUUUACGUAACUUACGGUGCUUGUCAGAGUUGUAUUUUAUGUAAGUAGUGAGGAAGAAGUUGAUUAUUACGUCAUAAUUGGCAACUACCAACACCUUUUUUGUACUUAUUACAUUUUCUUACUAAAUAGAAA
This is a messenger RNA of Spodoptera frugiperda (fall armyworm), 4096 nucleotides long. RefSeq names its product piwi-like protein Siwi. The record is from RefSeq and is a predicted model, not a curated record. Gene Ontology annotation, cellular component: P granule. Gene Ontology annotation, biological process: regulatory ncRNA-mediated gene silencing. The transcript has 17 exons. Gene Ontology annotation, molecular function: protein binding; piRNA binding. Bases 173 to 2848 code for a protein of 891 amino acids. NCBI's taxonomy places the organism in Eukaryota, Metazoa, Arthropoda, Insecta, Lepidoptera, Noctuidae.